This is a messenger RNA of Spodoptera littoralis (African cotton leafworm), 253 nucleotides long. The record is from the annotation of a GenBank genome assembly. Lineage: Eukaryota; Metazoa; Arthropoda; Insecta; Lepidoptera; Noctuidae.
AUAUCAACAUGUUCCUAACAAACAUUCUGUGCAAGAAGGCGAAAAGCAAGUUGAUUAUGGUUCUGAUGGAGAGUGUAGUGUCUGGUCAUCAAACUACGAUGAUAAGGGAGCGUUUAGCCGAUAAAUUAGAGUUUAUACGCUUCGACCCUUACAUUCAACAAGAAAGUUUAUACAAGGAAAGGAAGAAGAUCAGGAGCAUAAAGUCAUCAUAAGAUAGGCAGAAAUAUGUAUAGGUAUGUAGGUAAUAGGAUAU